This is a messenger RNA of Notodromas monacha, 8465 nucleotides long. The record is from the annotation of a GenBank genome assembly. NCBI's taxonomy places the organism in Eukaryota, Metazoa, Arthropoda, Ostracoda, Podocopida, Cyprididae.
AUGGGUGACAAUACAAGCAUUUUUGAGGUUGGUUCACUUCCCCCACCAGAAGGUGACCCGCUGGAAUUUCCAUCCGCAGUGAUCCCCCAAGUUGCACGCACGAUGCCCUGGUUGCCUGGCAACGUGGCGUCGUAUCUGACGUCCAGUGAGCUGUGCUUGCCUGUGUUAAAAUUGAGAACGAUGCUUCGUUGGAAUGUUCUUUCGAGGUUCAUGAGUUCUCAGUCGCGAUUUGUAGCAUGUCACGUACCCACAAGCACAUCGCGUUAUUCCUACAGUGUCAUCAGCAGAAGACCAGAGAAUGAAGAUAUCCUUGGGCAAAAGCUGACCGGUGCAAAAACCGAGAUUGCUUUGCUCGGCCUCGUGGAACAACAUGUUUCUGUGAUGAACAACGAACAUCUUUUGUCUGUUUUGGAGCAGUUGCAUGCAGCUGUUAGAAGAAGCUCUGUCGAAGUGUCAAAAGAUCCGAGGUUCAAAUGUCUCUGUGACCGCAUUGUUUCACGAGCGAGGUUUUUUCAAGUUGGAGACCUGGUGAACGUGAUAAAAGCAUUGAGAGCUUUGAGGGUACCUUCAUCAAGCCCUGCUAUGACGGUGUGUCUGGACUUGCUCACCAGGCUGGUGAACGAUCUGACAUUAAACGAAAUAUGUUACGUCAACUUCUUGCUGAAAGAUUUGGAGGCUGUUCCCGCCGUGAAGGCCCUGAGAAUGGCGUUUCCGAUAGUGUUCAAACACAAACUUGAUUCCCUGGCGGUGGAAGACCCUAACCAGCUGGCAGUGUAUCUCAAGUUCUCUGUGCAAGGAAAUGUCCCCAGUGAAGUAGUUUCUUCGAUUUUGGAGAGGUUGAGGCUUGCAGAUCUGAGCACGUUAUCCCCUCAAAAUGCCUGCCAUAUCCUCAUGUCAAUGGCAGACAGUGGUCUCGAUACGGGCGGUCUCUUCAAGGCAAUUGUGAAAUUCCUAGUUGGAAUCGAGAACUCAGAAGUGAGGCCAGGCCUGCUGCUUUUGACUGCAAAAAAGCUGACUGCGGCACAUGAUGCCCGGUUUUUCGACUGGGCUUGCAAAGUGGCCAUGGUAGAGAAGUACUCCAUCAAGCAACUCGUAUUCCUCGCUGAGUCUCUGCGCUCUGUGAGCCAUCAUCAGGUUGAGUUUGCUGACUACCUCUGUGCAGAACUGGUGAAUGCCAUUUCGGAAGACGGAAAAGAGCUCGAUCUCGUCGAUGGUGCGACUGCGUUGUCAUAUUUCGCUCAGAUCAACUACAGACCGUAUCAAGUUAAAAUGUUGGGAGACUUCGUCAGAAGUAAGGCUAUUAAAGCUGCGGACGAUCCGGCAUUUCAAAGAGCAGAGGGCAUGUCAACGGCGCAGUUGGUACACUUGGCAGUGAACUUGAGGAUUCUGCAUUUGGACUUCGAAGACUUGGCAGCUGUGCUGCUGCGAGAGUCAUCAAACCUAGAGGGGAACUUGGGCCCCAGGACGCAGAUGCGUCUUCUGCUACUCCGUGCGGCUCUUGGACUCAGUGGCACGUCGUCUCCGAAAGGUUCAGGGAAGACUUUGAAGACACUUUUAGCAGCGGCUUUCGGUCAGGAUUACGUCGCCAAUGGAGUUCAGCUGGAAAAUGGACUUUGGGCAGAUCAUCUAAUAUUGCUCUCUGGAAAUGUUCCUGUGAGCUGCGGGGGAAUAAUGAAGUUGGAUGCAGCAUUGCCUGGGAUGAAGGUUUUAGUGAGUCUCAUUCCGGAGUCAGAGGUGUGCAGGAAUGUCGAGGUACUGCAAGGAGUGGCAGCGUUGAAACUAGAGUUGUUGCAGGGAGAAAACAGGGUUGUCGUGCCAGUGGUGAAAAGCAUGUUUAACAGACUAUCGCCGAAGGAACAAAUCCCGUGGUUGAUGAAUGCUGUGCUUGGUGCUGUUGAGUUAAAUGGUUGUGGUUGGUUUCAGAGGCUGGUUGGAGUUGAUGUUAAAGAAAGAAAAGGUCGGUCAGUGAGUUUCUACCUCAUUUCCUGGAGGGUAAGCUCAUUUUCCGACACAGGUUCUCAAAAUGGCGAAGAAGUGUUGCCGUGCGUGGUUUAUAUGUGGUGGUGGACAAUUUUCCUGGUUGCCGUUCGAUCUAUUAAGGGUGAAAUCCCCAACGAGAAGGAGGUAUUGGCAGAAUCAUGUGGAUGUGGCGCUGGUGUCGUCGUCGUGGUGGUGGGGGCGGGUGUAGCCGGCCGUGCGGAGUGUGCUGACACCGACCGGGUGGCCAGCGAAGCUCGUAGUCUUAGCGCUCGCGGGCUGACGCUGUUGGCAUCCCGGUCACGAGACCACGGGGUAAAAAUGGCUCCUUCCCCACCGCAGCUGAGCAGUUGGCACCGUGCCGGCCGGCGACGAGAUCGCGUUCUCGAGACCCGCGCGCGCCCCUGGCCUUUUCGCUUCGUCCCUGUGAAUGAUGCUUGCUAUAUACUCUCGUGCUGCUCAUCCGCAGGGAGAAAUUUGUGUGUUGGUGUUUUUUUCUUUCGGUUUUCCGUGGCGACGAACCGCGACGACUUUUUUUUCGUUAUGGGGAAGAUCGAAGAUGUGAAGAUGGUGAAUGAAGAUGAAGACCCUCCUGCGGAGAGGUUGCCGAUGAAGACCAACGGAGCUUCUGGUGCUGAUUCAGGUUUGGACAAAAGCGACUCCAGUGAAAGUGACGCCAGUUCUACGAAAUCUGACCCGGACUGCACGAAGACGAAGGAAGAGGAAAAGGAUUCGGAUGUGUUUUUUCUACCAGAAGUUGGUUUUACCGUCAAGAUCGAUGCCCCUGGGACCGACAAGUUUGAGAUUACUGUCAGUAGCAUGGAGCUGGUGCAAGAGAUCCACCAGUUGCUGAUGGACAGGGAAGACACGUGCCAUAGGACUUGUUUCUCCUUACAGCUUAACACCCAGACUUUGGACAACUUCGCCGAGUUGAAGUCGAUCGAAGGGUUGAAGGAAGGCUCUGUUAUCAAGGUGGUUGAAGAGCCGUACACAGUUCGUGAAGCGCGGAUUCAUGUCAGGCAUGUCCGUGACUUGUUGAAGUGCUUGGAUCCCUGUGAUGCCUACCUUGGUGUGGAGUGUACUUCGCUUUCCUUUCUGUCCACUGUGACUCAGGCUGAGAAAAAGAAGGGGAGACUGGAGAGUGUGGAUUGUACCCCACCCGAGUUUAUACUUCCUGGAGUGAAGGACCUUCCGAUUUUGCCGUUGUUGCCUGUUUGCAAGGAUUCUCGUGCUCCGCAAUGUUUGAAGGUGCUGACGACUUCCGGUUGGAACCCGCCGCCAGGACCGAGAAAACUGCAUGGGGAUUUGCUGUAUGUCUUCGUGGUGACCCUGGAGGAUAAACGAUUCCAUAUCACGGCAUCGACUCGGGGAUUUUUCGUGAACCAGUCGACUGACGACGAGUUUUGUCCGAAAGCUGCGAGUCCAAAUCAUCUGGCUCACUCUCUUAUUGAGCUCCUGCAGCAAAUAAGUCCUGGUUUCAAGCGUAACUUUGGACUUCUGCAGAAGAAGCGCACUCAGAGGCACCCGUUUGAGCGGGUUGCGACUCCUUACCAGGUUUACACUUGGGUAGCGCCACAUGUGCCACACUCGAUUGAUGCACUCCGCGCUGAAGAUGGCAAGUUCCAUCAGAAUGUUUCGUUCUCCUUUUCCUCGAAGCUCGGUUAUGAGGAGCACAUACCAGGACAAACUAGGGACUGGAAUGAAGAGCUGCAAACCACUAGGGAGCUACCAAGAAAAGCCUUGCCGGACAGACUGCUCAGGGAGAGAGCCAUCUUCAAGGUGCACAGUGACUUCGUUGGAGCGGCGACUAGGGGUGCGAUGGCAGUUGUUGAUGGGAAUGUGAUGGCCAUUAAUCCCGGCGAAGACCCGAAGAUGCACAUGUUCAUUUGGAACAACAUCUUUUUCUCACUUGGUUUUGAUGUGAGGGAUCAUUAUAGGGAGCUCGGAGGUGAUGCGGCUGCACAUGUUGCACCCGGCUGUGACUUGGUUGGAGUCAGGGUAUACAGUGCUGUUGAUGUGGAAGGGCUGUACACUUUGGGAACUGUUGUUGUUGACUAUCGCGGUUACCGGGUCACCGCGCAGUCAAUCAUCCCUGGAAUCCUCGAGAGGGAGCAGGAGCAGAGUGUCAUUUAUGGGUCCAUUGACUUCGGCAAGACUGUUGUCACCAACGACAAAUAUGUUGAACUGCUCAAGAAAGCAGCUGCCCAGUUGAAGAUACUUCCCCAUAAAGUUUUGAACAGUGCUGGGGAUGAAUUUGAACUGUUCUCAUCCGUGGAAUGCAAAGGGAUAGUGGGGAAUGACGGCAGACACUACAUUUUGGAUCUUUUGAGGACCUUUCCUGCAGACGUCAACUUCCUUGUCUUGGAAGACGAUGAACCAGACGAGUCCAUGAAAGCCAUGGGAUUUCCGAUUGAGCUGCCCCACAAGCUCGCGUCCCUGCGCCAUGAGCUGAUCGAAGCAUUUGUCGAGACGAGGUAUGUGACUUUCAUCAAGUACGCUGCAGUGCAUCUGCAGCAAUUGGGCUUGAAAAGGGAGCUGAGGGCCGAAGAGGAAGCCACGAACGAAGAGCCCGUGGAAGCAAAAGUAGAAGAGGACGAUGACGAGAAGAAAGAGACAGUGUCUGACGAGGACAAGAAGUUCGUGGAAAGCAUCACUGACGAGUUGGGAAAGCGUGACAAACCCGUUGUAGAGACUACCAAAGAGAUCGUGAGGAAGGCUGCUGAAGUAGUUGGAAGCCUGAAGCAAUUUGAGUUCGACAUACGUUUCAACCCCGACGUGUACUCCCCUGGGGUGCAGCAUGCUGACAAAGCUGCCUUGGCGAAGCAGAGGCGGUUAGUGAAAGAUGCCGCUGCGUUCUUGGUCGAGAACCAAAUUCCUGGCUUCGUGAGGGAGUGUCUGGAACACACCCUGUCGCCAUCAGAUGGGUUUACUCUCGUUGAAGCCCUGCAUAACAGGGGUAUCAAUGUCAGGUAUUUGGGGAAGAUUGCCGCGAAAUUGGCUGAAGAACCCCAGCUCAAGUAUGUGCACAAUAUUGCUGUGACUGAGAUGAUAAGCAGGUCUGCCAAGCACAUCUACGCUCCCUACAUGCAGGGAGUGGAGAUGAUGUCUCUGUCGAGUGCCAUCAGCCUGUUUCUGAAUUGUUUGCUGUCCUCGUGCCCUACCCCGCAUACACCCUACGGCGAUGAAGAAUUGCAAACCCGGAAUGCGAAAAAGCGUCGAAACCGCUUGCGCAAAAAUCAACUUUCUGAACCUGGAGCCGCUGCAUCAGACUGGGUCCAGCUCACUCCGAAGAGCCUGUGGUUGCGUCUGAAGCAGGAUAUGAAGGCCUGCUAUGCCUUCGAGCUCCAGGCUGACUCGGUGGACAGUGCUGUGGAUAAAUACGGAUUUGCCAAGGUCUCACUUCUGCGUGCCUUCUGCGUCAAGGUUGGUGUGCAGCUGCUGCUCAGAGACUACCACUUGGACAGCAGGUCCAAACAGGCUUUCCAUGAGGAGGAUAUUGUGAAUGUUUUCCCGAUUGUAAAACACAUCAAUCCUAGGGCAACUGAUGCCUUCAAUUUCUACUCCACUGGCCAAACCAAGAUUCAGCAAGGGUUCUUGAAGGAAGGCUAUGAACUCAUUUCUGAGGCUUUGAACCUUCUGAACAGUGUUUAUGGAGCCAUGCAUUCAGAAAUCGCUCAGUGCUUGAGGAUGUUGGCAAGGCUGAACUACAUCAUGGGAGACCAUGUUGAAGCACUUGCUUAUCAGCAGAAGGCUGUGAUGAUGUCUGAGAGAGUCAAUGGAGUGGAUCAUCCUUACACCAUCUCUGAAUACGCCCACAUGGCAUUGUACUGCUUUGCCAACAGCCAAGUGAGCACAGCUCUCAAACUGCUUUAUCGAGCACGAUAUUUGGCUCUCAUGGUCCAUGGUGAGAACCAUCCCGAGAUGGGACUCUUGGACAGUAACAUUGGCCUCAUUUUACACGCGGUCGGGGAGUAUGACCUCAGCCUCCGCUUCCUAGAGAAAGCCCUUGCCCUAAAUAUAGAAUACUACGGGGUGAAGAGCUUGAAAGUAGCAGUGUCUUAUCAUUUGGUAGCCCGCACCCAAAGUUGCAUGGGUGAUUUCCGGUCUGCAUUGCACAAUGAAAAAGAGACCUACGGUAUCUACAAAUCUCAGUUGGGAGAUGACCAUGAGAAGACCAGGGAAAGUUCGGAGUGCCUGCGCCAUCUUACACAGCAAGCCGUGGUGAUGCAGAAGAAGAUGAAUGAGAUGUACCAGGUGUGCGCGGUGAAGCCAACAGGGAAGGUUGAUGAGGCCAAGGUGGACAAACCUCCUGGCAACCAUUUGUCCCUGCCCCCUAUCCACAUUCAGCCUCCCACGAUGGCGUCUGUUCUUGACAUGUUGAACGUCAUCAACGGAAUAUUGUUUGUGCAAAUUAGAUUGAACCCGGCAUCGUUGGAAAAGAAGCUGGAGGAGGACGUGAGUGGUCUGAAGCCAAAGGAGCACAACAACAACCAGGUCAGCCUGCAGCAGGAGGAUCUCGCGCUGCGCUGCAAAGAGGCCAGUUGAACCCACCACCAGCGCCCCCUGCUGCUGUCUUCCCGCAAUCUCUCGUAGUGCAAUUGGCCUCCCCGGUUGUGUUCGCAUUGUCGUGGUGCUGGUUCUCAUUUCUCUCCCUUGUUUCUGCCGGCUUGCCAAGAGUCUUCCGCUCACUCAAGCAUGGGCAUUGUGUCAGGGAUCCCCUGCUCAGGGAAGUCUGCUGUUUGCCAAGUACAAAAAAACAAAAAACUUACUUUUUUCAAGGUCAAUUCCUCAGCACAGUGAACGGUGCAAUCUGCACAGGUGAACCCUAUCAGAUGUCACGGCUUUUAAAUCACGCUUGUUGAGGUUGAUAGCAGGACCAUGCUUGAGGGCGGAGUUGAUGGUUUUGGCAAGCUGGGGAGAAAUGAUUUGCUAGAUGUUUGGGGAGACCCGUUGCAGAAGGGGGGGUUGGUGCAAGAACGGUUCCUUCCGGACGCUGUGUUGUGCUCAAGCCGGCCGAAACUGCCUCGAGUAUUAGCGCAAAAUUGCUGUGGAGAGCCAUGUUUGCAUUUGGCUGAAUUUCGUAGUUGAUGCUAGUUUUUUGUUUUGUUUUUUUUGGUUCUGCCAUCUGUUCGUUUGUUUUCGUGCCACGGGUUCUUGUCCACCUUUGCUGCAAGGUUCUUCCGUAGGAAAAGAACUGUGAUUUCCGUGUAGCUGCUGUGAUUCACUCCAUGUCUCUCUGCACUUCUUUAUGUCCAAUCUUGGUGCUAAACAAAACUAGCUUACUGUGAUGCAGAUCCUUCCCAUUGACUUGAGGAGUUGAAGAGCGGGUAGGAUGCAUCGUUGGAUGGUCAGUGUGAGGGUGGUAAAGCCAGGGCAGUUCUUCGUGGCUUUCGGUGUCUAUCUCUUAUUCGAGGUAGAUUUCGCAUUAAACUGGGCGAUUUGAGCCGUGCAAUCUGAGUACUAGUGAUUCAUGGAUGGUCACUAUGAGGGGUGGGCUUCGUGUCGGAAUGCAAUCCUCUGCUUUUUUUUUUUUUUUGUGGGUCAGAAACAACUCGUACACGUACGAGCGUUCGCUUUCUUGGGUGUUUAUUUUUUCGAAACGAAUUCGGGAAGUCUCAUUUCUAUUUGCUCCUAUUCGUAUUUUCAUCUUCGUUGGACACCGAGAUAAUCUGAAUUCAUCAGGUUUCUGAACCAGCCAAAGUUCUUGGUUUUCAUACUUCGAUAAAGUUAUCCGUGGGUGGCGCUUCGGUGUUGAAAAAUUGGCUGGUUUUUUUUUUCUGAUCGGUGUUGGGUGUAGCAUUUGAAGAUUUAUCAUUGAAAGCUAGUGUACUCUUGAAGAGUUUCACGUGCAAUGUUACAAUUUACGAUGAAGACACCGAGAUGAGAUCGGAUUUAUUGCAUUGGAAGUUUGGAGGGGGAAAGUUGUCAUCCAUGGGUUCUUUUCUGUUGUUUUUGUUUUUCUUUCGUUGCGGGGAGCGUGCAAUGUCGGUAGUUUGUUGGGUGCGUUGGAGAAGACAGUGGCAGACGUGGCAAAGGUGGACUAAGAGCCCAAGGAAGGUGAACAAGAAGAGUUUUUUGUACAGUGCAAUAAGGAGUGUUUGUAGUCGUUUUUGUGCAAUGGCUGAGUUCCACCUCAAUCCCCUCGUCAAGAAAUCUAGGAUCUUGGUUUAGAGCGGGACUGUCCUGCUAUUCCUUUCCAUCCGGGAGUCGGAUCUCUUAGUGCAAUAUGGCUAAAGGAAAAAAAAAGCCGGCUUUUCUGUGCAAUGGCGGGCAUCUUUUUUUUUUUUCUGUGCAAUCGGCGUCCGUUUGUUUAGUCUUGCGUUGUCAUUCCAGGGGAGCUGAGAAGUGGCAACUGGGCAGAGGGGAAGGUGGAGGCGUGUAGGGUUUUCCGCGCGGGUUUUCGGCUUAGUUGACAGGAUCCAUGCGGGAAAUUGUGAGAAAGUUUCCAAGUUGAUGGUCAAUUAAACUUGAAUGACAUUCAAAAUCAA